Messenger RNA from Cyclopterus lumpus (lumpfish), 3441 nucleotides. It is a transcript of the gene tex11, whose product is annotated as testis expressed 11. Gene Ontology annotation, molecular function: protein binding. Gene Ontology annotation, biological process: meiotic cell cycle. The record is from RefSeq and is a predicted model, not a curated record. Lineage: Eukaryota; Metazoa; Chordata; Actinopteri; Perciformes; Cyclopteridae. The coding region runs from base 484 to 3210 and encodes 908 amino acids. The transcript is spliced from 29 exons.
GACACACUCCCCAUCAUCCCCAGCGAAGGGACUCAUUGCAGAAUAAUAAUAAAUAACAACGGCAACUGAGAAACUUUGAUCAUGCAUUAAUGCAGAAUAAUAUCCAUUUCUAAGAUGAUCAGAACCAGUGAAACCACUUCCAGCAGGUGGAACAUAACUUGCUCGAAUGAUUGGCAUCUCGACAUUAAGCUAGUGCCAUCUGGGUAUGUCAAUGUCUCUAAACUGGAAAGCCAACUAAGCUAAAGGUAAAAUAAUCAUGGAAAGUGUGAGCUAUAUAUUCUGGACAAUAUUAACCAGUCGCAGAGUAAAAAUAGGAUAUGAGUGCACAGAAAGUCAUGGAGAAUUCACGCUAAAACUUAAUUUUGUUAAACUCACCUUCUGGCUCUUCCUGGACAAACGUCGCGGCAUUUGUGUGAGCUGUCAAUCAAACGAACGGGGCCAACAUCCGCCCCAGCAGAGACACCUGCUCUACUCCACCAAAACAUGGAGCGGUUUGCUUCCACAGUGAAAUGUCUCACAGAUGAUCUGCUGCACAAACAGCCUGCAGAUUAUGAUGAGGUGAUAGAGAAACUCUUCUCUGAGGUCUCUGGUCUGGAGGAUUUCCCCAAAAUACCAGAUCCACAGCUUGAGGAGUGUGCCAUCCAGCUGUGGAACUGGGCAGUUACUAAGAAUGUGGGCAGCACUAUAAAUACAAAUCAGAAAGCAAAAGUGCGUCAUGUCGCAUGCAGUCUGCUGUGCUGCUGUGUGCCUGAGAAUCCAACAGAGGGCAUCAUCCGUAAGCAGAUCCUGAUGGCCAGCAAGACAGGGAGAACCUGGCUGGACUGCAAGAAUCCCCAGUUGGCAGAUAACUUCUUAAGAUUUGCUGUCAAGAGCCUGGAAACCCUCUAUGGCCAACUAACAUCCAGAAGUGAUGGAGCAGCUGACAACGCUUCAUCCAAGGGGGAUGUAGAGAAGGAUCUGCUUCGAAUUCUCUCAUGCCAGGCAGAAUCGGCCAUAAGUCAAGGGAAUAACCAUGAGGCUGUGGUCUAUAUGCAGCGCUGUAAAGACAUGCUGCUGCGGCUUCCAAAAGAUACGGCGUACCUCUCCCUUAUGUGCUACAACUUUGGAAUAGACACUUACAAUCUGGGAAAGUUUGAGGACAGUGUAUUUUGGCUGAGCCAAAGCUAUGAAAUUGGGAAAAUGAAUGUGAAAUACGCCCCUGGAUCUGAAGUCCAGGCCAAGAUUUUGAGGCUCCUCGGAACUGUUUAUUUGGAGUGGGACUGUCAGAGAUUUCAGGAGAAGGCUCUUAAUGCUGUCAGCUUAGCCAACAAAGAAUGUAUGAGCGCCUCUGGGUUGUACUUAAAGAUCAGAAUACUCCUGAGAUGUGGGGCCUCAGACGACCAUAUCAGAGCAGGACUUAAUGACAUGCUGGAAUCGAAGGUUUCUCUUGAACUGUGUCUGAGCACAGUGAAACUACUUGUGUCUGACAGAGAAACACUGGUAUUUGAGUAUUUGAAGCGUAUGUGUCAGCACUUUGAGGCGUCCCCAGAACUGGGAACUGCUCUUGUCUUGCACAUUGAGCUACUGCUGCAGAGAGGCAAGGAGCUGUUGGCCAAACAGAAGAUAGAGGAUAUCAUCACCGGCCACUAUACAGGAAAACAGCUGUCUCCACAGGCUCUCACAAGUCUACAUGUCAUGCUGUGGGAUAAAGCGUCCAUACACUUUGAGGCCAGAAACUACUCUGAGGCUCUUCAGUGGUAUAACUACUCCCUGAGUUUCUUCAAGGCAGGUCAAAUGGAGCCCAACUCAGCCAAACUGCAGAGGAACAGAGCUUCCUGUUUCCUGCAACUGAAGCAACUGGAAAAGGCCAAAGAGGCAAUUAAGGAAGCAGAGAGAUGUGAUCCGGACAGUAUUUUCACUCAGUUUAGUGUUUACAAGAUUGCAGUGCAGGAGAAGAAUGUGGAGAAAGCUGCAGAGGCAGUGAAUGCGAUGGGACUUCUGUCCAGGAGUCCUGUUACCAGUGAGGACAGGCUGCUGGUAUCGGAGAAUGCUGCGUCCAACCUCCUCAGUCUGGCUGCUCAGAUUGCUCUGGAGAAUGAACAGCAGGAAACUGCCAUGAAGGCGCUGGAGAGCUUGUGUGAACACUCAGAAGAUGAAGCUCAGGUUCUGACGGCCCUCAGGUGUUUGGUUCGACUUGUGCUCUCCACAAUAGAAAGAUCAAGGGAUGAGAUGAGGAAUGGCAAUCUGGAGGUGCUGCUGCCAUAUCUCAAAAUGGCUCUGCAGAAAGUUUCACACCAAUCUCGCAUGACUGUUGAGCAACGCACAGACGAAGCUAACUGGUUCAGGAAGAUUGCGUGGAACUCGGCUCUGCAGUGCGAGAGCAGCCCUGACAGAAUGAGGGAUUUCUUUGUGCUCUCUUACCAGCUCUCCCAGCUGUGCCCUUCUGAUCGCACACUGCUCAUGGGCCAGAAGACGUGUCUGCUAAUGGCGGCUGCUGCCUCUCUGGAGCUCUGCAGGAAGUCUCUUCACUCUGCCCAGACUGAGCAGCUCACUCAGGCUCUGGAGUACAUUCAGAUCUGUUGGGAGGUCUGGAAAACCUUGAAAGCAUCAGGAAGCUCCCCAAUGGACCCCACGGACACGCUGCUGCUGCUCUAUGAAUUUGAGGCUCGAGCUAAGCUGAAUGACCCCAAGCUUGAGACAGUGCUGGAGUCCGUCUUGGAGCUUGAAAAUGUUGAAACCAAGGUGCUGGAGACAAUCGCAGCCUUAGCCAUGGAGCCUCCAGCCCACUUCCCUCUGCUUUGCAAGAAGGCCUUGAGGGUUGCUCUCUCUCUGCACAAGAAACAACCACAGGCUGACCCGGCUUGCUGCAGCAAGUGUGUUCACAGCCUGAUCAAGCUGUCCCUCCCAAGCGGUGUUUCAGAGGUGGAGGCCCAUGUGCUCGAGGAGGUAUGGGACUACUACGAGGAGGCGCUGUCCAUCAUUGCAGCCGCACCGGACGACUUCCCAGAGAUGGAGACCCUGUGGCUGCUGACUCGGGCUUGGAACACAGGGAUAUUGCUGUACAGCCUGGUUCAGUACCCCGAGGCCGAGAAGUGGUGUGGCCUCGCCAUGGGCUUCAUCCGCCACCUGGGAUCACUGCAGGAGAGCUACGAGACACAGAUGUCUGGUCUCUACAGUGAAAUCCUGGACAGGUUGGACAAAGCCAAAAAGAACCUUGUCAUGGAGGAAUAGCUGAACUGGGACCAGUUCUCAGCUCGGUGUUAACUGUUCUCACUUAAAUUGAUUCAGAUCCAAGUUUGUUGCAGUUAAAUGUUAUUGAUGUUGUGGUCAAAUGUUCAGAUCAGAUAAAGUGAUGCUUUGAAUCUGUGUAAUUGUGGGAUGUCCUGCGAGUGGUUUAAGAAACAUAUCAUUUUCUAUCCAGGUCAAUAAAGGCUAAGAUGCCAAAGAUUAAUCUCUGAAAGA